Messenger RNA from Neolamprologus brichardi, 1389 nucleotides. The record is from RefSeq and is a predicted model, not a curated record. Lineage: Eukaryota; Metazoa; Chordata; Actinopteri; Cichliformes; Cichlidae.
CGGACCUCUUGGAGUAACUACGCCACACCAGGAGGUGGCGAUAACGCACUAUAGCUGCCUGCAAUUGCUUACAGCAACAAGUUCACGCUGCUAGCCCUCUGACUGGCAGAAUUUUAGCAACCAUGGACCAGAAAAUUCCCUACGACGAUUACCAGCUGCCAGUGGUAUUCCUGCCUUCUUAUGAGAACCCACCUGCAUGGAUACCUCCACAGGAGGUGGUCCCAGAUUCAGACGCCCACAGAGCAGGGCUACAGGAGGGAGACCAGGUUCUUUCAGUGAAUGAUGUUGAUUUCCAAGACAUAGAGCACUCAAGAGCUGUAGAGAUUCUGAAAACUGCGCGAGAAAUCCUGAUGAGGGUUCGCUUCUUUCCCUACAACUACCAACGGCAGAAGGAGAGGACCGUACACUAGAUGGCAGCAGAGAGAGAGACAAAGACAGAAGGAUACUUAACUGCACUUCACUACAAUCCUCCCACACACUCUGGCCUCCAUUCUGUCUCAGCUCAAAGAUGACUAAUGCAUGACUAACAAUCUCAUUCAGUCUUUCAUGUAAGGAAAAUAUACAUGACGUUAGAGACUGAGUUUCACAGAUACUCCUUUCUGCAUGCUUCACAUGAUGAACUCUACUUCGAUUGAUUGGUUAGGAAGUUGUUUCUAUGCAGAGCUGUUUUUAAGACUAUAAACUAGAUUUUACACUAUAAAUUAUAGAACAGAUGAAUAAUAAAUAUUUUCUAGUCAAGCAAAGGAUUUAAAGAUGACCUUUCCCAUGUUUCCUUAAGCCCUGUUAUGAUAUUUCUGCAGAUGUUUGCAUAUGUGUGGACUAAAACACCAUCACUUGAUAUAAGUUAUGGUCACCAGACCUCUGUUGAAUUUAUGAAUAUAUUGCACAAUGCUGUUUUUUCAUAUUUAGUAAAUAUUUGUAAUUGUGUACGAAAUGCUAAGCGAUGUAAAUAUACAUUUCAGUCACUGCUACUGAGGGCUUUGGUACUUUUAUGUUCCAUGCACGAGUUUUACAUAAACUGCGCCUGAGCUGAUUUAAUGCUGUUGCAUAAACUAUGUGUCUGAGGUGCCAAAUGGUUUACGAGCAUGGCUUGUAACGUGCUAUUAAAGUGCAUAACAUUUAUCGUAGCGUAGUGGCAAAGCUUGUAAUGGGGUGUUAUCUGUGAGGAGGCACCAAUGUUUGCAGGUUUAAUUCAAACCAAAGACAGUCUGGUGCUUUCAUAAUUUUGGCCUGCAUGGUUCAAGAUGUGCAUAGUCAGUAAAAUCUGCAGAUCCAACCUCUGGCUGCAAAUUAAAUCUGCAUACAAUGGAACAUUCAUAGAAAACAGUUGAAUACCUCUGGAUCUUAGCGCAUUAUGCAUUUAUACAAUAAACUGUAUGUUAAUAGCUA